AUGGCUAUUACUGUCCGACAGUUUCCGACCAUCAAGGCCGUCAGGUCGUUCAUUGUUAGCGGCACCGGUGGUGACUAUCAUAAUGUCAAAGGUGGUCAUUGGCUGAUUGACUCCGAUAUUUCCACACCGUGUUCGAUAUGGCCGCAGUAUCGCAAGUCUCGAACCAGCUGGGGGAUCAAUACCCUAGGCUCCAUUUUAGUCGAGAUUGAGGCUAUCGAUGGUACAGUCGGCUUUGCUACAGGAUUCGGAGGCCCGCCUGCUUGCUGGCUCGUUCACCAGCACUUUGAACGUUUCCUCGUUGGCGCCGAUCCUCGAAAUACAAGCUUACUAUUCGAGCAAAUGUAUCGUGCCUCGAUGUUCUACGGUCGAAAGGGCCUCCCGACUGCCAUCAUCUCCGUCAUUGAUCUGGCCCUGUGGGAUCUUCUCGGAAAACUACGAAACGAGCCCGUCUACAGACUGAUUGGCGGCGCCAUGAGGGAACGCAUAGAGUUUUAUUGCACAGGUCCAGAGCCAACUGCAGCUCAAGAAAUGGGAUUUUGGGGUGCCAAAGUUCCAUUGCCGUUUUGUCCAGAGGAAGGGCACGUUGGCUUGCGGAAGAAUGUCGAAUUUCUGCGACAGCACAGAAAAGCCGUCGGCCCCGAUUUUCCCAUCAUGGUUGACUGCUACAUGAGUCUCAAUGUCUCAUACACAGUUGAUCUGGUCAGGGCUUGCGAGGGCCUCGACAUCAACUGGUGGGAAGAGUGUCUCUCUCCAGACGAUACGGAUGGCUUCGAGCAGAUCAAACGAGCGCAUCCCACAGUCAAGUUCACAACUGGUGAGCAUGAAUUUUCGAGAUAUGGCUUUCGCAAGCUCAUCGAGGGCCGUAACCUCGACAUCAUCCAGCCCGAUGUCAUGUGGCUAGGCGGCUUGACUGAAUUACUUAAGGUUGCUGCCAUGGCUGCCGCAUACGACAUUCCCGUCGUCCCCCAUGCGAGUGGGCCAUACAGCUAUCAUUUUGUCAUUUCUCAACCCAACACGCCCUUCCAAGAAUAUCUGGCCAACUCGCCCGAUGGCCGAAGCGUUCUGCCUGUUUUUGGUGACUUAUUUAUCGAUGAGCCUAUCCCCACCAAAGGUUACCUGACCAGUGAAGAUCUGGAUAGACCGGGCUUUGGCUUGACUAUCAACUCUGCAGCUCGUUCUAGGUUGAUUUCGUCAGACUAUCUACUAAAUCCACCGCCAGCUCCUGCUUUGAAAUCUGCCGAAACUAGUCGAGGGGCGUAUAAAAAUCAUACCAAUGGGUCAAGAAACGAGCAGCACUAA
Messenger RNA from Beauveria bassiana ARSEF 2860, 1299 nucleotides. Its product is annotated as mandelate racemase/muconate lactonizing enzyme domain-containing protein. NCBI's taxonomy places the organism in Eukaryota, Fungi, Ascomycota, Sordariomycetes, Hypocreales, Cordycipitaceae. Gene Ontology annotation, biological process: carbohydrate catabolic process. The coding region runs from base 1 to 1299 and encodes 432 amino acids. The record is from RefSeq and is a predicted model, not a curated record. The transcript has 4 exons. Gene Ontology annotation, molecular function: magnesium ion binding; L-rhamnonate dehydratase activity.